Messenger RNA from Aspergillus costaricaensis CBS 115574, 360 nucleotides. RefSeq lists its product as uncharacterized. The transcript is spliced from 2 exons. The coding region runs from base 1 to 360 and encodes 119 amino acids. The record is from RefSeq and is a predicted model, not a curated record. NCBI's taxonomy places the organism in Eukaryota, Fungi, Ascomycota, Eurotiomycetes, Eurotiales, Aspergillaceae.
AUGGCCCCAAUAAUACCACCACUUCCCUUCCACCAAACAACCACCAACACAAAUAAUCUCCUAUCCGCCCGCGCCGACCCCGACUGCCCUAACACCAUCUCCGGCGGAGGCAUCGCAGGCAUCGUCCUCGGCACUAUCGCAGGCACCUUGCUCAUUCUAUGGCUAUGGCAUCUGUGUUCCCUACCAGGGUCUAGUUCAAGUGGGGGAUCGGAUUACGGUGAGGCGAACUUGGCUACCUCGACAACGCGGAGAAGAAGACGGCGCCAUAGUAGUCCCACAGUUUAUUAUCUGGAGAAGCAUCCGUCCGGGCAUGGUGGGGGGUCGUCGGUGAGGAGGCCGACGAAGGUGUAUCUUUCUUGA